UGGGAAUUUUGAGGGAAACGAAUGAAUGAAUGAAUGAUUCUCAGACGAUGGUAGAUACAAGCUGGGUACGUCCGAGGCGGUCGCUUGAUAAGACAAAUGGAGAACUCUGACCGUUGUCUUCGCGAUGGAGCCAUUCAUGCUCCACCUGGCAAUAAGCAUUUUUGAAUCCGGGAAUCGGAUUCGGUACGUUUAGGCGCUUUACCCUCUUUCUCGCUCAGCGUUAUGCAUGUGUCCGCAUUGCAACUGAGCGUAGACAUGGCAAACACCGAUGUCCUCAUUAAAAUCAAGUAUGCUUACGUGGCCUUAUUAACCCUGUGGAUUUAUGACUACGUCAUCACAUUGGAUGAAGAGCUGUCAUUUGUGAAGGGAUCCAACUGGAGAGUCGUCAAAUAUCUCUAUCUCGUCUGUCGAUAUGUACCCUUCUUUUAUCUCACUGUAGUCUCAAGUCCAGAAAGCAUAUUGUUUGUACGCACAUAUGCCGUUUGGGACCGUUCCAAAUGGGUGUUAUGGACAUUCAUCAUCAGUCUUCUUUUGUCAUUCUUGUUAAAUAUAACUCCUCGACAAUCGUCACCAAUUGGAUCGCCACCGGGGUGGCGGGCUGUUCCAAGACGGGUGAAACUUCUACUGUACUUUAUGUUUGCUAACUACCGAAAUGAACGGGGCGCUAAGGUGCUAAGGGUCCUUGUGCAGCAUAAUAUAUUCUACUUCUUGUGCGGAGUUGCAUCAUCUGGCAUACUCAUAAUUGCGAUUGCGAUAUUUCCUGCAUCAUACUCUGAUUUGGUGUCCAGCAUACAAAUCACUGUCCAUGCCGCCCUGGUCACGAGAAUGCACCGAACAUUAUGGAGAUACAAUGCAGAUUAUGCCCAUCCGGAUGAAUUUUCACUGACUACAUUCAACGCCCCUCCACCAUUUCGGUCGCGGACUGUGCAAAGUGCGAUUGUUUGUUAAUGGACGAACCUUUUGGAAAAUAAAAUCGGGAUAUCACUUGGAUCUCACCCCUCUGGACAGACAUUCGAUGCGACCAUUCUGAUCUCAAUGCAUGAUGACACCUCUUAUGCGAAUGGACGUCUUUUUUCCUGACAAGAGCCCCUCGCGGAGACAUAUAGGAGCGAGCAUGGCGGCAGUCAUUGAUCAUCUCUUGCUCGCCCUCGAGCAGCAUACGAUUUACUGUUUUAGUCAAAACACCAUAGCAAGCCAUCGGACGUGGCUCAGUCAAUGUCAGAUGAUGAU
This is a messenger RNA of Suillus bovinus, 1230 nucleotides long. RefSeq lists its product as uncharacterized. The transcript has 14 exons. Lineage: Eukaryota; Fungi; Basidiomycota; Agaricomycetes; Boletales; Suillaceae. The record is from RefSeq and is a predicted model, not a curated record. Bases 223 to 948 code for a protein of 241 amino acids.